AGGAGGAGGAGGGAAGACCUGGCGGAAGCCUCACACCGCAGCAGCCUCGGCACCAGCUGAGUUUCAGAAAGAAGCAUUCGGAUUCUGUGAACUUUCUUCUAAGCAUCCUCUUUCAGAUUCUCCUUCAGGGUAAAAGAGGGGGCACAGGGACCACAGGACAGGAAACUGCAGAAGAUGCUGGCCUGGGAUCCAGAGACGGAAGCGGAGAGCCGGGGGAGGGGAAGAGCCUGGUAGGCAAUCUGUUCCGAAGCAAGCAAGCAAGGGAGUGGGGAUUCCACGAUGAGGGAGGGAGAGUCAUAUCUGCUGAAGACUGAUGGCUGUGUCCUUGGAACGGAAGUGAAUCCUGCCUCCACCUGCUCAUUACAAAGGUACUCUGAGAGAGGUGCCAGCUUGGAGAAGUAGACAAGCUCGCCUAGCUGAAUCCUGAAUUGUACCUCUAGUACUCAUGGCUUUCUCCAGCUUUGGUGACCCAGUCUGUGGGUGUCACUCAAAGCCCAUCCCUCCCGGGAGUACAAAGAGGAUUCCUGGGAGUUCCAGCAGCCACUGACACUGAGGACUCGGGUUUCAGGAAGCCCAUGGAGACCUACCCCCAGGCUCCCUUCCUAAAGCUCCCAGCCCAAGUCCUCGCCGAACUCAUGCCCACUGGACCACGAGGAGAAAUAGCUUCUGAGACCUCAGAUGCUGGAGACCCAGAUGCAGAUCUGACAUCCUAAUUAGUCCCAGACCCAGGACCAGGCUUAAGUUUUCUUAGAAGAAGUGCCAGGAUCUUUAAAGGGCACCUUUCAUCUCCUUCACAUCCUCCCUCCCAACCCUCAGACACAGUGCCAAGAGGAAGCAUCCAGCAGGUAUGGGUGACAGGGCACAAAAGAUCUGCAGGGAGCCUUCCAGGACCUUGUAGCAGCUGCUCCAGCCCCUUUCUUUCCCCGUUUCUCUCUCAAGCUUUGAUGGUCCUUUCACACUCCAGGAGACCUCAACUGGGUUUCUUACUCCCCAAGCUCCAGCAAGGAGCUUCCCGUGGAUCUCAGGAAGCUCCUGGGUGCUUAGAGACUUCUAGAGAAGGCUUGAGCCAUGAGAGCAUUCUUCCAGGAGCCUCACCUUCAGAACUCAGGCCUCUUGUGGAGCUGCUUUCCUGAGCAUUGAUUGCUGGACCAGGAACACAGCCCCUCAUGGGUUCCGUGCAGCACUGCUAUUGCCAGCAGCUGAAGAUGGGUGACACCUGGGCCCAGCUUCCCUGGCCUGGGCCUCCCCACCCAGCCUUGCUACUGUUCUCCCUUCUCUUGGUAGCUGAGGUGAUGCACUCCAAUGCAGGUAGCAGCUGCCCAGUCCUUUGUACGUGCCAUAACCAGGUGGUGGACUGCAGCAACCAGCGGCUGUUCUCUGUGCCCCCUGACCUGCCCAUGGACACCCGAAACCUCAGCCUGGCCCACAACCGCAUUGCAGCUGUACCGCCUGGCUAUCUCACAUGCUAUGUGGAGCUCCGCGUGCUGGAUUUGCGCAACAACUCCUUGGUGGAGCUGCCCCCGGGGCUUUUCCUCCAUGCCAAGCGCUUGGCACAUCUGGAUCUGAGCUACAACAACCUUAGCCACAUACCCGCUGACAUGUUUCAGGAGGCCCAUGGGCUCAUGCACAUCGACCUGAGCCACAACCCAUGGUUGCGUAGGGUGCACCCCCAGGCCUUCCAAGGCCUUGUGCAGCUCAGAGACCUGGACCUCAGCUUUGGUGGCCUGGCUUUCCUCAGCCUCGAAGCCCUUGAGGGUCUUCCCGGGCUGGUGACCCUGCAGAUUGGGGGCAACCCAUGGGUAUGCGGUUGUACCAUGGAGCCCCUGCUGAAAUGGCUAAGAAAUAGGAUCCAGCGCUGUACCGCGGAUUCUCAGCUGGCUGAAUGUCGGGGCCCUCCUGAAGUCGAGGGUGCCCCUCUCUUCUCACUCACUGAGGAGAGCUUCAAGGCCUGCCACCUGACUCUGACCCUGGAUGAUUACCUCUUCAUCGCAUUCGUGGGCUUCGUGGUCUCCAUUGCUUCUGUGGCCACCAACUUCCUCCUGGGCAUCACAGCCAACUGCUGCCACCGCUGGAGCAAAGCCAGUGAAGAGGAAGAAAUUUGACAUUGGUGCCUCUCAUCCCUCCAUGCUGCCAAAUGCUAUUGCUGCUGACCACUGGACACCCGCUCUGGCUGCCAACUCCAGAUCCAUGGUAUCCUGGCCACCUCCAUUAUAGCUCUAACAAGGUUGGCAAACUAACUUUGUCUGAGCAUCUAUCAUCCACUUUGGCCCAGGCACUGUGCUAAAAGGUGGGAAUGGAACACAGAACAAACCCAGUCCUUGCCCUGGAGGUACUUACUUCUAGUAAAGGGGAGAUAUUCCAUAUGAUCCUUUUGUGACAAUAUGUCAGUGAUCUGAACAUAUACUUAGGGAAGCCUAGAAGAGGGUCUGUCAGCUCUGCCUCAGAGACCUCAAGAAGAAUUACAAAAAUGAAGUGGUUUUGAACUGGGUCAUCAAAAAAAAGCCUGCUUUUUUAAGUGGACAAAGAGGGGUGGACAUUAGCAAAUGAUAGAAUCCAAUGUGCAGAGUGAACAGUGAACUAUUCCUCGUGGCAUACGUGUUUCGAGGGGAAGCACAGAACCAAAAGUUUCCCUCCGACAUUUAAUCUCCCUGUUGCCAAUCACUGCCUCCUGAGAAUGAGAAUGCCUCCAGCCUAGCCCUUUAGCUUCCUCCCACCAAUAGCUACGGGGUAGGACCACCUCCCAGUGACUGCCCCUGUGCUGUGCCCCAACUGUAGCUUACUGGUGAGGUCCCAGGUACCAGGCUAAGGGUGAUCACCGCCAGUGCCGUUGCUCCUACCCCCAUCUACUGCCUCUCAUGCAAGCAUUGUCUUCAAAAAGCAGGGCAAGAGGCUCCAUGAUGGCACCUGGGACUCCAACUAUGUGUGACUGUUCUUGCCACAGUGCUCCCACCCAGGGAUCUUACCACGAAAUGCACUGUGGGCCACAAAUCCUAGCAUGACAGUACCCAGAAAAGAAUGACAAAGCUACCACCUUCAUGACCACAGGAAGACGUUCAUUUUCUUCUAAGCAAGUCAUCCAUUUGAGCAGAACAGUGGAAGAGCUGCCAAUCCCUGAGCACUUGCCAACAUCAAGCAUUGUGACCAGGCUCUCUCCUCAACAAUUCCCUUGAGCGCACAGACACACACACACACACACACACACACACACACACACACACACACGCCAGUCUUUUCAGGGGAACACUGUUGUUCCCAUUGUACAGAAGGAGUCAUUUAGCCUUGGAGAGGAUAAAGCAACUGCUAUUUCAUGGACACAAUAAAAUCUGUAUUCUUUUAAUUCCCCCAUCCAAGUUGGGGAGAAUCCUUCUGAAGUAUAUAAAUUCAAAUUCAAGUCAUGCUGAUGAAAUUUCUGAUAAAGUCCAUGCAUUCCUCUGGGCACUUUUAUAUCUUCUGUCUUGCUUAUUUUCACUCUUACUGCCUGGUAGAUCUCACUUUGUAGCUGAAUUAACUGUAAGGAGCUAGGUAACUUAUUCAAUGUUAUCUGGAUACACUCUACAAAGAAGGUGAUAGCCAACUCCCUUCAGGGAACUUACACAGUCAAUCAAAACACAAAUAAUAUGGCUGGGGAUGUAGUUCAGUGGUAGAGUGCUUGCUUAGAAUCAGCAAGCCCUUGGGUUCAAUCCUCAACACCACAAAAAAAACAAAAUUAAGAAAAAAAAUCAAGUGACUGUGCAUGAAGCAUAAUUAUCAACACCAUUGUCAUUGUCUUCAUCUUUACCAUCCAUCUCAUCAGUGUCACCAUGAUCUCUCCUGUCUUGUUCCACACUGGAAGGUACAGAAAGUGCUUUUGUAUUAUUCUCCAGGUCCAAUCCUGUGUGGGAGACAAGCCAAACAUCAGCAAUGCUCUUGUACAAAUGGUAAAGUCAAAGCUCAAGGUAUUUUAGGAUUUGGGGCUAAGUGGCAGGAUUGGGUUCCAUUCUCAGUUUCCCUUCUAUUUCCAGUGCUUUCCCAGGUACUGGGGGAGAUAGGGACUCAGUGGCCUACAUUGUGGGGCCCCACAAUUCAUCAGUCAUGAGCAUGCUAGCAGAUAAGAUAAGCUCACUGAAAGGCAGGGAAAGCCAGGUAUGCCCAAAUUGAGAUAUGCACAUGGCAAGACCAUGUCAGCCCCUAAAAUACAGGCAACAUCUCAACAGAAGACUCCUUCUUUACAAUGUGUAAAUAAAGCAUUAGAAUCAGUGGCCAUGGUGGCUAACAUAUUUUAACAUAUAUAUAGUCUUUGGGAAGCUCCUAUCACAGCCCUGAUGUGUAGUAUUGCAGGAGAACUCCAGGAAGUUCUGUUGAACUCCAUAGAAAGUGGGGGGUUCUUAAAGUACAGUCCAAUGUAUUAGCUAGGCUGGCUAGGGCAAAUUUGAAAACAAUGCCUUUGUACCUUGGUCCCAACCCCCACGCAAGCUUCCAUUGUCCAUCCUCCAGGCAGUCCUGAAGUGAAUGAAGAAGAAUGUUUCACCUUCUCUGCACUGAGCUAGUCAGCCAAAAGUUCUCUGAAGCUUGAAUGCGUGUCUCUUGACUCUUGCUUGUAUCAUUUGGACUGAGCUCUGCUCCUGUGACAUCUGAAGCAGAAAUGUGCCCUGCGCUCUCCUAUUCCCCUGUGCCCAAGGAUGGUGGACUCCAGCUAUCUUCCAGUGGACAACCUAAACAAUACUUGGAAAGGAACUUUUAGAAGUAAUACUCCUGAUCAAAUAGUUCAGCUUUCCAUACAGGAACACCAUGUUCAUCUAUAAUAAUCUCUUGAGUACUAUUGUUUGCUGAAUUAUAGUUAAUAUAUUCCAAGAUAGGGACCUUUUCUCUGUUUUAGAACCAGGUGAAACACCAAAUGCCCCUUGAGAUCAAGUGUCCUUUCUAAUGGGACAAUUUGAUCUCCAUUAAGGCAAAGACUUCUGAGCAAGAGAUAUGACCUUUAAAAAAAUGUUUCUCCAGCUUCUAGAAGGCCCUUGGUUAACUAAAAGCACAAUGAGGGAAGCAAUAGACCUCUGUAAUAGCAAGGAAUUCUCCCACCACCAUCACUCGUGUAUUCAGGCCAUUAGAGCUCAGUGUUGAGAAAUAAUCUAGAAAUCUUGGUCACAACUGUUCAUACAUCCUGGUAAUCACAACCCCAUUAUGAUGUUCCCACAAGGUUUUGUUCAGUUUGUUCCAUGCUGGGUAAUUAUAUAUAUAUAUGAUGGUGCAUCUCUGUGUUGAUAUAGCUGUCUGUGAGGUUCUACUUGUACUGGUUAUCUGCUGAUUUGGGGAAUGCCCCCAUAGUAUUUCAGUUUAAUUCAUUUACACAGUCCACUUAGGUUUCUGGCUGUUGCAUUAUUUAAUGGGCAAAAAUGGGACUCUACCAAGCUGCUCAGAAAAUAUGAAAAGAGAAAACUCUAUGGUUGAAAUACUCUACUGAAAACCUGACUCUUCCCUGAUUCCCUUCACCCUUGCUCCCUGAGAGACUUGUCCCCUCACAAAAGCUUCUCUAAUGCUGAGCCUGAAAAUAUCGAGGUCUAACUAAACAACACAACUAUGAAGGUCAAGGUCUGCCCAAGGAAAUUCUUCUUUAGAAUAGACCCCACAUUUUUACCAUACCACUCUGGACCAAUUCCCUCUAAUUAUUCUCAGACAAACUCACAUUUCUUUUUCCAUUUUUACCAGGCUUCCUUGUGGGACUUUGAAGAAAUAAGUCCCCCAAAGAUACCAUAAAGUUUCAUGGCCCAUCUCAAAGACCUGAUGUAUAGAACUUGAAAAGAACAGAGCAGGUCUUCAACCACUGGGAAAGACCAACCACCCCAUUUUCACCAUAGACAUAUUUGCUGACAUUCCUUCUAGUGGUAGAAGAACAUAAGGAGAUGUUUAUGUUCAUUUGUCAAAAAGACACCUCGAAAACUAGAGAAACUGUUGCUCUCAAAACAAACAGAAGCCAGGGAGACCAGUAACAAGGUCCUUUUGUAAAGUAUCAUAUUGGCCAUAACACUCACAGGACAGUUGGACCCAUGGAGCUCUCCAUUUUCCUAAGCGCUGUCCUGCAGAGUGGUGGUGUCUGGUGGUGGGAGGGUUAGGGAGGUGGCAGGGGU
Jaculus jaculus (lesser Egyptian jerboa) is the source of this 6101-nucleotide messenger RNA. RefSeq names its product leucine rich repeat containing 55 (gene Lrrc55). Lineage: Eukaryota; Metazoa; Chordata; Mammalia; Rodentia; Dipodidae. Bases 1167 to 2102 code for a protein of 311 amino acids. Gene Ontology annotation, molecular function: potassium channel activator activity; transmembrane transporter binding; voltage-gated potassium channel activity. The record is from RefSeq and is a predicted model, not a curated record. The transcript has 3 exons. Gene Ontology annotation, cellular component: voltage-gated potassium channel complex.